CACACCUUCGCGACAGCAACACUGUCACCGAGGCGCUGGCCUCUCACACGGACGCUAUGGAGUGCAUCUGGGAUGCUGCUCUCCUGAAGCGCCGCGAUGAGCUCCCACCGGAGUUACUCCAAGUCAUCGAGAACGCAGAUCCAGCUCGAUAUCUUCAAAGCAUCACCAAAACAUCCCUGGAUGCUCGAUACACCUACACAUUGCUCGCGCACUGCCGCGACAUCUUUCCGCAUGUCAGUGCAACGCUGCGCUCCCAUGGCGAUCUCGCUUCAUCGAUCGCCACUCUCGGUCGAGUGGUUCCUUUUGCGCCGCAUCUGACCAUCUACGCCACCCAUCUGCUAGAGGCCGAGCAGUAUGACUUUGAUUCUUCUCGCGAUGAUGAGGAACACCUGCCGUACCUUCUGGGCCUCUUCCGCCUCUUUGCUUUCAACGACCAAGUCUUCCGCAAUUUCACGCAGCCUCACAAGAUCGCGAAAUUGCUGCAAAGCCAAUGUCGGCCAGUCGUCUACUUGUCGAUACGCAUCCUGCAGGUCUAUCUAAACGGAGCAGAUGCCUGGUUCGAAGAUAUGGUACGGCAGUACUUGGGUGCAGAUUCAGAGGAUACUGCCAUCCUCGGCCAAUGGGAUGACAAGACGAUUGACUAUCGCUUUCUGACUCUGUGGGAGGAAGACCGAUUCGCCAGAGUCUGCGCAUUACUUAACACCGCACAGAACUCGCUAUCCGCCGUGGAUCAUCAGAGUCGUCGAAAGCUCCCGGCAACGUGCUUCCAUCCAUCCAUUGCAUUGAUUGCUGGCACACUUCUGCCCAGGUCAUCCGUCGAACCUAGAAACACUUUCACAACUGAGCAGAAGCUCAUCUCGACUCACACUACCGAUCAUAACCUUCGCAUCCUUGCAUCGGCCCUAAAAGACACCCAGCCUAUUCUCGUGACCGGCCUCCCAGGAUCUGGUAAAAGCUCGUUGGUGAGGCACAUUGCGCAGACCCUCGGAAAAGAUGACAGCAUGGUGACGCUUCAUCUCAACGAACAAAGUGAUGCGAAACUACUCAUCGGGAUUUACACCACCGGUGACACCCCCGGCUCUUUCGUCUGGAGACCCGGCGUGCUCACCACCGCCGUGCAAGAGGGACGCUGGGUUUUGAUUGAAGACUUGGAUCGUGCACCACGAGAAAUCAUCGGCACGCUGCUGCCCCUGAUCGAGAGUCGCCAACUACUCAUCUCCAACACGAAGCAGACCAUCUACGCUCACCCGGAUUUCAAGAUCAUUGCCACUCUUCGCACCGCCAUCAAUCAUCGGGGUGAAGAAACGGGGUCCCAUUCUCAUAUGCUGGGCAGGCGACAUUGGCAGAAUGUGGCCAUCAAAAUGCCUUCUACUCCUGAACUCCGACAGAUUGCUGCUCAGCUACACCCCUCUCUGGCUUCCCUCCUACCGCAGGUCGUGCGAGUAUAUGAGAGACUACAGUCUGCUGGACAGCGCGUUGCAUUGGCCGGAGGAAAUAAGACUGGGGUUCUGCGUUCUGUUUCUCCUCGAGACCUCUACAAAUGGUGCCGACGAAUCAACUCAAUGAUUCACCAGCGGACAUCUUUCACCAGCACUGACAUCGACGACAUCUUCUUGUCUGCCAUUGAUUGCUUCGUCGGCGCUCUACCCGACAGUCCCGCCCGCAAAGGCAUGACUGACGUCGUUGCCGAAGAACUACAUAUCGAUCCCCAGCGAAGGGAUUGUCUGCUACAUGAUCGGGAAGUCAACUAUCAGAGCGGCAAACAAGGGGUCAUAGUUGGUCGCUACCAGUUUUCGCACCAAAUGGCGAGAGCUAUACCUUCAUCCACGUUCUCCAUAAAUCCACACACCGCGCGCAUGCUUGAGCGAGUCGCUGCUGCUGUGACGAAUCGCGAGCCCCUGCUGUUGAUCGGAGAGACUGGUGUGGGGAAGACUACAGCUGUACAACAUCUGGCGACCAAUCUGGGCAAGAAGCUGGUUCCUUUCAACCUGUCACAGCAGAGCGAAGCGGGCGAUCUUCUCGGUGGUUUCAAACCUGUCAGCGUCAGAAGUUUGAUCGUCCCUCUGAAGGAGGACUUUGAUGUGCUCUUCUCAGCCAGUUUCAGUCUCAGCAAGAACCAGCAGUUUCUCGGACUCUUGGGAAAACAAAUGGCACGAGGCAACUGGACUGCAGUUUGCAAGAUCUGGCGAGAGGCUUUCAAGAUGGUCGAGCAGCAUCGUCCCAAAUCAGAGACGCGGCACGGUGCGAACCCAAGCAAGAAGCGGAGGAUUGAAUCGCGCGAUAUCGAUUUUGCUGGCUGGGAUACUUUCCGCGACAGAGUCUCAAGCAUCGAGCAGCGGCUGAAAGGCGGCGACCAGGCGUUUGCCUUCUCUUUCGUCGAAGGCAACAUCGUCAAGGCCGCUCGAAAUGGCGAUUGGGUCCUGCUCGACGAGAUCAAUCUCGCAUCGCCAGACACUCUGGAGUCGAUCGCAGACCUAUUCGAUUCUCAGUCGCCUUCUUUGCUCCUCGCAGAAGCUGGAAAUGCGGAGCGUGUAGACGCCCAUCCCGAGUUUCGCAUCUUCGCAGCCAUGAAUCCAGCUACCGAUGUCGGAAAGAAAGACUUACCACCAGGCAUCCGCUCACGUUUCACCGAAAUCUACGUGGAGAGUCCAGACAAAGAUAUCAAGAGCCUGCAGAGUAUUGUGCGGUCAUAUCUUCGUCAGGAAGUGGCCGGUGAUCAGGCUGUGGCACUCGACACAAGUGUACUGUAUCAAGUGCUCAUCAAGCUCGUCCAGCAGAACAAGAUUGUUGAUGGAGCCGGACAAAUGCCGCACUUCAGCUUGAGGACACUCACCAGAACUCUGAGUUACGCGAAGGAGAUUGCGCCGCUCUGUAGUCUACGACGAGCCUUGUACGAAGGGUUUCAGAUGAGCUUCUUGACCUUGUUGGACGCCGAAUCCGUUGCACUUGUCCAGCCAUUGCUGGAGCAGCACUUGUUGGCGAAGCGCACAAACGUUCGUGCGGAGCUGCAGAGAAGUCUUCGAAAACCCGACGGCGAUGCCCAUCUUCAAGGCUUCCCCGGCAGCAAGCACUGGAUGCGCCAGGGGGAUCUGCCGGUAGAAGAUCAACCUGACUACAUUCUAACACCGUUCAUACGCUCGAAUCUCGAGAACUUGGUUCGAGCAACGAGCACUCGGAAGUUUCCCGUUCUGAUCCAAGGGCCUACGUCCAGCGGCAAGACCAGUAUGAUUGAGUAUCUGGCAAAGCGCACUGGCCACAGGUUCGUCCGAAUCAACAAUCACGAACACACCGAUUUGCAGGAGUAUCUCGGCACCUACAUUUCCGACAUCAAUGGUCGCCUCCACUUUCAGGAAGGUCUUUUAGUCCAGGCGCUACGCCAUGGACACUGGAUCGUUCUCGACGAACUGAACUUGGCGCCCACUGAUGUACUUGAGGCUCUCAACCGGCUGUUGGACGAUAAUCGAGAGCUUUUAAUUCCAGAGACACAAGAAGUCGUACGACCGCACCACAACUUCAUGCUGUUUGCAACUCAGAACCCAGCCGGUCUCUAUGGUGGGCGAAAAAUACUCUCACGGGCAUUCCGGAAUCGCUUCCUUGAACUUCAUUUCGACGAUAUACCCAUCGACGAGCUUCAUGAAAUCCUUCACCGCAGGACGCAGCUCCCCGAGUCACGAUGCAGACGCAUUGUGGCAGUCUACAAGGAGUUGUCCGCCCUUCGCCAGGAGAAUCGCUUGUUUGAGCAGAAGAGCUUCGCAACGCUGCGUGAUCUCUUCCGCUGGGCAUGGCGACCCAACGAUACCAUUGAGCAGCUUGCUGCAAAUGGCUUCAUGCUGUUGGCGGAGCGCGUACGCAAGCCGAUGGAGCGCCAAACGCUGAAAGAGGUCAUUGAGAGGGUCAUGAGCAAGAAUGGACCACGCGUUGUCAUCGACGAGGCUACUUUAUACUCACGGAGUAGUGCGGAGGUCUCUCGAUAUGACAGCCAGGUGCGAGGCAGCGGCGUUGUGUGGACAAAGGCAAUGCGGAGACUUUACGUGCUCGUUUCGAGAGCCGUUGCCAACAACGAGCCUGUACUGCUCGUGGGCGACACCGGAAGCGGGAAGACGACAGUCUGCCAGAUGUUGGCUGACGCCUUUGGCAAAGAACUCAACACUGUAAAUGCACACCAGAACACCGAGACGGGUGAUUUGAUCGGCUCCCAACGACCUGUGCGAGAUCGGGCUGUCAUUGAAGCAAAUCUGCGGCAUCAGCUACUCUCCAUGCCGCUGCUACAGAACCUCGACACGGGUGGCGCUCACUCCACAGACGCCUUACUCCAAACCUACGACAACGCUGUCAAUUCCCUCGCGCCAGCUCAGAGAGAAGCCCACUGUGCAUCAGUUGAACAUCUCGAAGUUCAAGCCUUGCGCAUGCGGUUCAAAUCACUCUUCGAAUGGGCUGAUGGCUCUCUGGUGCAUGCGAUGCGACAUGCGACCUUUUUUCUGCUUGAUGAAAUCUCAUUGGCAGACGAUUCGGUUCUGGAGCGUAUCAACAGCGUUCUCGAGCCCGGACGGUCGAUAUUGCUCGCCGAGAAAGGUAGCCUCGAUUCGUAUGUCACCGCGGCGACAGGCUUCCAGUUCUUUGCCACGAUGAAUCCGGGAGGAGACUAUGGCAAGAAGGAGCUGUCGCCUGCUCUUCGGAAUCGUUUUACCGAAAUAUGGGUGCCUGCUCUGGACGGGGCGGAAGACAUCGAAGAAAUUGUCAACGCCAAACUGGUCGACAUCGCGAAAGGAUACGGCCAGUCCAUGGUGGCGUUUGCGCAAUGGUUCAACAACCGCUACAAUACGUCUGCGAGCUCUUCCAUCUCCAUUCGAGAUGUCCUGGCUUGGGUCAGAUUUGUGAACAAGUUUGCAAAUGCAAAUCUCGCAAUGUCGCUUGUGCACGGUGCAGCGAUGGUCUAUCUGGACACUCUCGGAGCCAAUCCGGCCGGCAUGAUGGCUUUAUCACGCGGCAGCAUCAUGCAAGAGCGCGCGGCCUGCCUUGAACGGCUCUCUCAGCUGCUGGGGCUCGAUUCUGGUGCAGUGUACUACCAGCCAGUGGAGAUCGACUUCGCGCAAGAUCAAGUCAACGUCGGUCCCUACUCCCUACCCCGAAGACCAUCGGAAAUGCAUGCCGACUUGUCCUUCUCAUUCCGACCUCUGACUACGCAAGUCAACCUCAUGCGUGUCGUGAGAGCAAUGCAAGUUUCCAAGCCAGUCUUGCUCGAAGGCAGUCCUGGCGUCGGCAAAACAGCUUUGGUCGCAGCUUUGGCGCAGGCGGUCUCUUGUCCAUUGACAAGAAUCAAUCUUUCCGAGCAAACGGAUCUUUUAGACCUCUUUGGCUCUGACGUGCCAGUAGAGGACGGUCAGCCCGGGACGUUUGCGUGGCGGGAUGCUCCCUUCCUCCGUGCCAUGAAGGCCGGUGAAUGGGUGCUUUUGGACGAACUGAAUCUCGCCUCCCAGUCUGUGCUGGAAGGGCUGAAUGCUUGUCUGGACCACCGUGGUGAAGUCUUCGUGCCCGAGUUAGGACAGACCUUCACUCGCCAUUCCGACUUUCGCGUAUUUGCCGCACAGAAUCCACACCACCAAGGCGGCGGCCGAAAGGGUCUUCCCGCAUCGUUUGUGAAUCGAUUCACCGUCGUCUACGCAGACUCCUUUAGCUCCGAUGAUCUGAUGCUCAUCUGCAAACAGAGCCAUGUGAACCUUGACGAAGGCCCUCUGCGACAAGCUGUCCAACUGAUGGAGGCCCUCGAGGUUGAAGUCAACACCUCCAAGAAGAUUGGAGCAGCUGGUGGGCCUUGGGAGUUCAACCUUCGCGACCUCAACAAGUUCCUCUCCUUGGUUUCAGCAGAACAUGGUUUCCUCAAGGCUGGGUCUGCUCAGGAUUUCGCGGGUCUGGUCUUUUCGCAGCGUUUUCGAUCUCCUACCGAUCAAAACGCCGUUCUCAGCCUCGUCUCGCAUGUAUUUCGGGGCGCUGAACACGUUUCAGAUCUCUUCCCGAGCUUGUCUCCUCGCUUCCUACAGAUCGGUCUCGCCGCUCUUCAAAGAAGUCCUCGCGAAGCGACCUUCCCGGAGUUGACCCCCGAAGCUUCCAUUAGGGAACAUGACUUGCGCACGCUGCAGUCGCUCAUGAUUUGUGUUCAACAAAACUGGCCGGUCAUUCUGACAGGUCCUUCUGGAUCUGGGAAGUCCGCGCUCGUCCAUGAUCUAGCCAGCCUGGUCGGAGCCUCGGUUGUGACGCUUGCAAUGAAUGCCGAGACCGAUGCCAUGGAUCUUUUGGGUGGGUACGAGCAGGCGGAUCCCCGGCGACACUCGAUGGCUUCCCUUCAGCAGCUGCGUACCGAGCUCGUUGACGCAGUGAAGGACAUGAAACAUGCUGCACAACUUCCUGAGCUUCUUGAAGCGCUGAUCACCCUCGAUAGCGUGGCCUUGGGAGAGGUCGAUGCCCGACGUCUCACAGAUGUGCUGCAUACGCUGGGUAACCUGGGUAUGACUCACGCGCCCGCCAUGCUACACGAUGUUCUACUCGACUCCAAUGCUCUCGACCAAGGGCGUUUUGAGUGGAUCGACGGACUUCUGAUCGAAGCUCUGGAACAAGGCAAGUGGCUCAUCCUGGAUAAUGCUAACUUGUGUAGCUCAUCGGUGCUCGAUCGACUCAACUCGCUACUUGAACCACAUGGCACGCUGGUGAUGAGUGAGCACAACAAUGCGGAUGGCACUCCUGGGGUCAUCCGCCCGCAUCCCGACUUUCGCAUCUUCAUGCUGUUGGAUCCUCAGUACGGCGAACUGUCGCGCGCCAUGCGGAACAGAGCCAUCGAGCUCUACGUGCUCGACUUCCCGGAUAGUCUCAUAUCUCGUGAUGGUGUCAGACUUCAUUCGGAGUCUACGAUUGCACGCUUCCGUCAAGCCAAACUACUACAGCCUAUUGUCACGGAACAGCUUGUCGAGCCUGGCGCAGUCGUCAAGGUGUUUGACGAUCAUCUCGCCCUCCAAGAUGCUGCGCUCAUCGCAAGAUUCAAGCAGCAGAUCAGCAUUGGGCUGUACCGAUCAGAACCCAGUUAUGUGAAUGCUUUGUCAAGCGUGUCCGGGCGGAUGCUGUCCCAACAUACUAGCGAGCUCGCUAGCCUCUACAGGUCUCUUGUGGACCUUUCACAGGCGCCCACUGACUUCGUCUCUAUCCAGACUCUGCACCCUCUCAACAAUCAAGCUCUCGUACUCUGCUCCCCACAAGAGUCUCCCAGCGCCUGGUCAUUGGCAUUUGCUCACGAAGCCGAUCUGCGAAUAACUGCGAUUCACACAGCCAUGGUCUCCAUGGAGAAGGAUAAGAGAACUCUGGCGAGCUUGCGCCGCCUCGAGCAAUCUGUUGGUCUGGCAGUCGGCGCUGCCAAAUCACAGGCUUCGACUUCAAGUAUCAUGACUGUGAUGAAGGUCGCAUGUCGGGGUCUUAGCUUAUGGCUGGAAAGCAGACCUGUCUUGCCUUGGCCAUUGCUGAUCACGGCAAGAAGAAUCGUCGGUGACCUAUGUACUCUCUGUCAUUUUGGUCUCGCGCUCAUCGAGAGCGGCAGCAUGAGUAGCUCGCAGUUCGUUUCUUUCCUGGUUGCAGGCCAGGCCUUGACACGCUCGAUGUUGCCGCUGGACACUCACGAAUCGCUAUCGCUCGGUGUAAGGGAGAUACAACAAUCCUUGGCCGCCCUCGUCGCUACCAUCCAGGGCGGAAAAGGCCGUGCUUGCAUCGCCUUCUGGAACUCCUUCGCCUUGAAUAUCCCAACCACACGAGAACAGCUGGACGAGCUUCUCACGUUCGAAAGUGCUGUCAGUUCAUUUGACAGAGCAUCUCAACGAUUGGACCAACCCCUCGAUCAUAUGGCGGAGUUACGUCUUUUGACCGCCCGUGCACUGCAAUCUGCUCCGGCGCACGGACGCGAACUCGUUCAACUUACGAGCAAGUUUGACAGCCUAUCGUCGACCUCCCAGACCGCGGAAUCAACGAAAUCUGCUACGCCUCACUUCCACAGCGUCUAUCGAAGCCUUUGCAAUUUCUUUUCGGUCCUCAUGCUGGACGAAUCUGUCACCUUGCCUCCCAUGGAUCUUGCAAGACUGUCGCUGCUAGCAUGUUCCUCUACCAAAGAAGGCAUAGAUCGGUAUGCAGUCUCUGAGCGCACGUCCUGGGAAGCGCAGUUUGGACUAUUAGCAGCCAGUACCGGCAGUGUCCUUGAGCCCGACAAAGGAGAGCACACCAACGUCCUGCAGUGUCUGGACACUACAGGUAAUGUCAGCUUGGGCCGAAUGGACCUGUUGAAGACGGAGCUCAACACUCUCGGUGCAACAGUUGCUUCCCAAGCACACCUCCUCCGAAUGAACGAAACUGAACCCCUCGACAUGUGCCUAGAACGCAUGUUUGUGACGAUGCUGAAGGCACUGUCUCAAUCAGCAGGUGACGCCAGUCUCGAAGAGCUUGGCAGGCAGACUUUACAACUGCUCGCUAAAAGCGCGGAUGACUCGACGACCACAACCACUACGGAGUCUCUGACGCAGCUGUUCCAAGAAGUUGUUGCAUAUCUGGGCUUCGCGACUCACCAUCCGGCACAGAAUAAUCCCAGUCAGUGCGCGAGAGCUUGGGCAUCGCUGGCUUGCGCUGGUCUCCGACUCUAUGUCUCGAAGAUUGCAUAUGACCCUGCUAUGGUGGAAUCAGCUCAGCAGGAAAUGCAUCAGCAGCAGUCUCAAGAUCUCUUCACAAGGCUCAACGCGUUCAAUGCGUUCCGAGUCGCCUUAACUGGUACCAGCAAGCAUCUCCGGGUGAAACUGUUGGCGAAUGAGGUGCGUGCCUUGGGACCGGCUCCACGGACACGACAAGCAUAUCGGCCGGCGAAGUCCCAAAUUGCAGAGCUCCAGCCGGAUCUUGAUGCGCUGACUCGUGCUCUCGAACCUGUUGUGCGUGGCUUGGAAGCACAGGACGACUUUCUCCCUCUGAGCCCAAUUCUGUUGAACAACCUUGUCAAUGUCAGAGGAAGGCUCUUGCAUCAACACCGUGCAUACGAUGACUUCAAGCUACCUAUUGUUGGGUUCAUCGACUGUCUACUUACUGCUCACCGUCUCUCGAUCGUCGCAAACGAAAGCCAACGGUCGCAAGCUGGUCCGCGAGUCUCUGCUCUGUUGCCAUUCGUUGGCGGCAGUCUGGAAGCUUUUCUCGACGAUGCUGUCUUUGUUGACGCUAAUGCUUCCUCGAGAACGCAAGCUGAAGGGCUCUGCUGGACCCACUUGAUUGCCUUACGCUCAAGAACUCGCCCCAUGGUGGAGUGCUCCCAGCCACUUCGCACGGCCGUACAACAGCGCUUUCACGAAUACUAUACUCAGUGGAGGACGCAGUUGCAGGACGAACAGCGCGAAACAAUGGCCAGAUCCAGCCUGUACAAGUUCAAAGGCCAGAGCGACGAUCAAGACCCCACGCAAGAAGAUGUCGAUGAAUACUUCCCCGUGGGAGAUGUCAUGACGAACGAACAAUCACCAAAGCAGGACGCAUUACAGCCCGAGGACCUUGCAUUCACAAUCGCACAAUUCCAUCAGUCAGUGUUCUCUGACAAACCCGCCGAUCAGUCCGAAGGUCUCCUUGCCUUGUUGCGACAGCUGCCCAAGGUUUACGCGCCGCCGCCGUCAUGGAGCCAGAGCCAAGAUAUGAUGGCCCCAUUGAUCCUCUUGAUCAGCGAUCAACGCGCUGCACUGCAGGAGAAUGGCAAUACUGCCUACGACAUAUAUCGCAAUGCGAAUCCCUUGGAGGCCAGGAGACUGCUCGCAAUCUUGGGCAAAGCAGUCAAAAGGUUCCAAAGCAUCCACGAAGUAUGGCCUGAGCACGCGACCCCUGUGGAGGUUGCAAGACUCUGCGAAGACCUUUCGAGUAUCAGCCAUUCUGCACCUCUCACCCGGUUCAUGCCCAAGCUGGAGAAGCUGCACGGUACGAUCUAUGAAUGGCAGAAGAUUGCGAGUAGGGAGUACAGCGCCGCCGAUAUCUACGAAGAGCUGACCAAUCUCCUCGUGAGCUGGCGUCAACUGGAGCUUUCGUCGUGGGCAGGACUCUUCGACCGAGAGAAAGCAGAGUGCGAACGAUCUGCCGCUUCAUGGUGGUACAUCGCAUAUGAGGCCAUCAUCGUUGGCUCGAUGAACGCCGACUCAUCCCAGGAUCUGACUCGACACGCAGGAGCGCUGCUCAACACACUUCGUGAUUUCUUGACAUCGUGUGCUUUGGGCGAGUUCUCUACAAGAUUGCAGCUGCUUCGUGCAUUUGGCUCUCAUCUGAGAGCAGGUGCUAUCGACCAGCCACCGCUAGGGAAGAUCUACGAAGCCCUGAUCAAUGUGGUGAACUACUACGCGACUUUCGAGCAUACCGUCAACGAAACGCUCUCAAAGAAGCAAAGCCAGUUGGAGAAAGAAGUCAAGGAUAUCAUUCGACUCGCGAGCUGGAAAGACCGAAACAUCGAUGUCUUGAGACAGAGCGCACAGUCUUCUCACAAGCGUUUACUCCGGCUGGUCAAGAAGUAUCGCGGGCUUCUCGCUCAGCCGGUUGAGCCCAUCAUCUACGGUGACUUUCCUGCACGAACUGCAGACCGAAGUGCAUUGGGUGUAGAAGAUUCCUGGAGACCCACGCGGACACCCCCUGACCUCGAGGCGUACCGCGACAACAAGGCUUUGGACAAACGACUUGUUCGACUUAUCAAUACCGGUCCCGCUCUCGAUGCGCUCGUUCAGCGGGUGGAUCAGAUGCAACACCACUUUCAAGCACCCCAGAAGGUCAAAGCCUUUACCGACGAUCUGACAGAGUCGAUUGGAGAGCUACAACGUGCCACGCCUACAGUCUUGAAGGAUGAGAACCAAGCACUCUUGAAUCACUUGAAGACCCGGAAACGUCGAUUGUUGGCGGACGUGUUGAAAGGCCUGCGCCAGAUGGGUUUCCAGGCCACCAUGAAUCAGACGGCGGUGGCCGAUCAAUCGUCCACCGCUAUUGUGCUUGCAGCCCUACCAACGUCAAAUCACGACGUUGCCACUUCAAGCCACUCGGGUGUGCAGUACGAGUUCCACCGGUUCCUUCACGCCAUACCGAAAGCUAGACAGAGUGCUGCCAAAGCCUCCCCGGAUCUCACGAAGCAGGAGGUAGCAAGAUGUUCGACACUCCUUGAGAGUAUCCUCCAGCUGUCGGUCGAACAAUACGGAUCCUCGUUGAAAGGUACAAACCAGCUACAUGAGCUGGACAAAGCAAUGCGUCCAUUACGUGCUCUCACAGUCGACAAAGCCUUGGUCGUGCAGCCGUUUGACAGUGCAAGAGCAUCCGCACAGGCUGUCCAAGUUGCAUUGAUGGAGCCUGUUCUUCAAACCUCACUCAAGUUGCUGAGCCUACAGCAAGACUUGUCGGGCAAGGACUACUCUGAGCUUGCAGAUCACCUUCGUCAAAGCCUUGUUCAACUCGCUGUCGUUCGAUCUAGUAUCGAGGAGUCGUCACAUCUGGCUCCGAAUCUGCGGAACGCCAACAAUGAAUCCCCGCAGGCACAGUUGAAUGUUUUGCUACAAGACGUGAACGCAGCAGCGAGGCAAGCGACGUCGAAGCAUCCCGAGAUUCACAUCAUCACUGAGCAGCUGGCGAAGUGGCUCACCAAACACGACCUCACGGACACAGAGUCGCUGCAGGCUUUUGAUCUCUCUCAGUGGACUGAAGGGAUCACGUCAGCGUGUGAUAUCAUGCUUUCUCGGACACAAGACAUGUUCGCAAACCGUAUCGAUGAGGAUCAAGAAAAGCCUGAUGCGCGAUGGUUGGUGGCGCAAAGCAGGAUGCUGCAACAGCACCUCCAAUCGCUUGAUCUGGAUUCUAUGACAAAUAUGGUGGAUGGCUUCAUGUCGCAAAUCACCAAUCUCCAGCAAGGUCAAGACGCUGAGCUUUCGUCGAUCCUGAUCAUCUGCCAAACACUUCGCCCGGUCCUCGAUACGUACUACUUCACUGCUCGCAGGCUGCUUACGAUCUCGAACGAGCUUUCGACACGAAUCAGCCAGCUCGGAUACCGGUUAUCAACCUCGUUCAUUCAAAUAGCCACGCAAGGCUUCUGUACGCCUGCGGAGACUUCCGAUGCUUCUACACAGAAAGGCGAUGCAGUUGAAGCUGGAACGGGGUUGGGUGAUGGUGAAGGGGCUGAGGACAUUAGUAAGGAUGUGGGGGAUGAUGAAGAUCUGUCUGAGGCCGCGCAAGGGAAGAACGAAGCGGACAAAGAUCGUGAACUUGAAGCGGAGAAGGAUGCAGUUGAUAUGGCGGAUGAAGAGAUGGAAGGUGAAUUGGAUGAUGGUGUGGCGGACAGUGAGAUGGGAGAGGAAAGUGGGGACGAUGAUGUCGAAGACGAUGCGAAACCUACGGAAGAAGCGGUGCAAGAUGGAGAUGAUGCGUCAUCCUUGCAAGAUGAGAAGACGUGGGAGGGAGCCGCUGAUGAGGACCAGAGUCAAAAGGACACCGACAAGGGAAAGAGCAGCAAACGUGAGGACGAACUUGCCGCAGCCAAGGGAGAGGGGGAAGAAAAUAAGGAACAAGGCGACGACGGCGAUGAAGCACCUGAAGAGGAGUCAGGCUCCGUCGGAGAUGACAUGGAGCAGCCAUCGACGGACAACCUAGAUGCUGAAGCUCGACAAGAAGAAGCGCUCGAGCUGCCGGACGACAUGAACUUUGGUGGGGAAGCCGACUCUGUCAGCGGAGACGAUUCCGACAUGGACAUGCUGGAAGACGAGCCACAGCCAGAGCCGGGCGAACAAGAGGCACCAUUACCAGACGCCGAUUCCGUGACGAACGACGAAGAAGAUGCCGAGGUCAACCAAGACACCCAAGACGCUGCGGACGGUGAUGUCCAGCCUGACGAAUCUGGCGAACAAGACGGCAAAGAACAAGACAAAGACACUCUCAUGGCCGAUCUGGAUGAUUCUCAAUCACCCACAGGAGGCGAGGAGUCUUCGCGCAAGGACGUCGGGCAGAGUGGAGAAAAGCAGACUGAUUCCGAUAUGCCAGCCGACGUCACGGAAGAGGCCGAAAUCGAAGAUCCUCAACAAGCAUGGGCACAGCACGAAGACAACACGCGCAACCUGGCCUUCACCUUGACCGAACAUCUGCGUCUAAUCUUACAGCCGACGCAGGCCACGAGACUCCGCGGCGACUUCCGCACAGGCAAAAGACUCAACAUCAAACGCAUCAUCCCCUACAUCGCCUCGUCGUACAAGCGAGACAAAAUCUGGAUGCGCCGCUCGGUCCCCAGCAAGCGCUCGUACCAGGUGAUGCUAGCCAUAGACGAUUCCAAAUCCAUGGCAGAGAGUCAAAACCGGAACCUGGCAUUCGACACCCUCGCUUUGAUCUCCAAGAGCAUGUCGAUGCUGGAAGUUGGAGAGCUCAGCAUCGUCGGCUUCGGCGAAGACGCCAAAGUCAUCCACGACUUCAGCUCAACCUUCACCUCCGACGCGGGCGUGGAGACGCUCAAGCAAUUCACGUUUGCGCAGGGCAAGACGAACGUGCGGCUUUUGCUCGAAACGUCGCUCGAACACUUCCGACAAGCGAGGAUGAAGGCCACCAGCUCCUCGCAAGACCUCUGGCAGCUGCAGCUUAUUAUCUCCGACGGCAUUUGUGAAGACCACCCCUCUAUCCGCCAGCUUGUACGUCAAGCGCACGAAGAGCGCAUCAUGAUUGUGUUCAUCAUCGUCGAUGCACCACGAGACGACGAUCACAAGGGUGAAGACGCAGCCGAGCAACAACGCCGAUCGAAGCAAAGCGUGCUCGAUUUGUCGACAGCAGAGUUCGUCAAGGACCAAGAUUCGGGCGAAAUGAAGCUAAAGAUGGUCAAGUAUCUCGACACGUUUCCCUUUCAAUACUACCUGAUUGUGCGCGAGGUGGAGGAGUUGCCCGGCGUGUUGGCUGCGGCUUUGAGGCAGUGGUUUGCGGAGGUGAUGAGUACCGGUGGUUGA
Molecule: messenger RNA, 13985 nt
Organism: Neohortaea acidophila
Lineage: Eukaryota; Fungi; Ascomycota; Dothideomycetes; Mycosphaerellales; Teratosphaeriaceae
Exons: 5
Coding region: 57-13985 (4642 amino acids)
Biological process (GO): rRNA processing; ribosomal large subunit assembly
Cellular component (GO): nucleus; preribosome, large subunit precursor
Molecular function (GO): ATP binding; ATP hydrolysis activity
Source: RefSeq, a predicted model, not a curated record